Molecule: messenger RNA, 1233 nt
Organism: Fonsecaea erecta
Lineage: Eukaryota; Fungi; Ascomycota; Eurotiomycetes; Chaetothyriales; Herpotrichiellaceae
Exons: 2
Coding region: 1-1233 (410 amino acids)
Source: RefSeq, a predicted model, not a curated record
AUGGUCACACCGCACCUUUUUCAGCUUUUGGAGCGGCAGUCUCCUGCUCCUUCCCCUCAGUACAAGGAUGAAUCCAACGCAGGUGCCCUCCUCGCAAUACACGGCACCUUUGGAGGCGUUGCCAUCCUUACGGUUCUCCUUCGACUCUAUGUGAGAAUAUUCAUGCUCAAAAGCCUCGGGGUUGACGAUUAUAUUAUGGCUGCUGCUGCGAUUUGCGAAAUUGGCGUCAUUAUCUGUUUUGUGGGAGAGAGCAAUGCCGGAGAAUUAGGGAGACACCCAGCACUUGUCAGCCUGCCUGAUGCAACACUCUUUUCGCAUUGGCGAUUCUUCCAUUCCAUCAUCAUCAUGGUCGGCAUUAGUCUUGUCAAAAUCUCCAUUGCAUUCUUCCUGCGCAGAUUCGUGCCAAGCAAGUCCUACCAGCGUUUCCUGAUGGGAUGCAUUGUCUUUCUCGUUGCCUUUACGAUUUCUUGCGCUGGUACCCUCAUCUUCAACUGCGGCACGCGGGUCGAUGCGAAUUGGAAUUUCGCUCUCCGGACAACCGGUCAAGCCAAAUGUUUCAGCAAUAACACUUUCACAAACAUUGGUAUCUUCAACAGCAGCAUCAACAUCGCAACGGAUGUGCUGUUUGCGCUGCUUCCAAUCCCUGUGGUGUGGACACUGCAAGCAAAUCUGCGGACGAAGCUGACUUUGUGCUUCGUCCUGAGUUUGGGUCUUUUCGCUUGCGUCUCGAGUAUCAUCAAAACAGUCAAGCAGGCUCAUGCUCUCGCAGACCCUGACUGGACGUAUCACGAUGCCUUCUUCAUGUGGAACAACAUCGAGUUCAACAUCGGUAUCUUGGCUGCUUCUCUACCUUCGCUGCGUCCGCUAUUUGCCAAGGUUCUCGGUGUCACUCAAAAGUUUACAACGAGUAGCGGCCGAAAUCGGGCCAAUUACGGAUACGAUGCCGAUGGGCUUGCCUACGGCAAAAGCAAGACCGACAAGCGCUCUUCCCACAAGCCCGGGAGCCAAUACUAUCAAUUUGAUUCGCGCCAAUCGACAGAAUUGGGAGAAUUACGCAGAGGUGCCGGCCAAAAAGGGCCAGUAGUCACCAGCACGGUGACCGCAGGUGAUGAUGACAGCGACAAGAUCAUGUUGGACCAAGAUUUUCAUGCUGUCAGCACCGACAACCAAUGGCCGAAACCAGUUCCUGGGGCAAUCACAAAAACUACAACUGUCCAGAUCUCGAGAUUCUAG